Molecule: messenger RNA, 760 nt
Organism: Apaloderma vittatum (bar-tailed trogon)
Lineage: Eukaryota; Metazoa; Chordata; Aves; Trogoniformes; Trogonidae
Gene: FNDC5
Product: fibronectin type III domain containing 5
Exons: 5
Biological process (GO): positive regulation of brown fat cell differentiation
Molecular function (GO): protein binding
Source: RefSeq, a predicted model, not a curated record
ACAGCCCGUCGGCUCCAGUAAAUGUCACAGUCAAACAUCUGAAAGCCAACUCAGCCGUUGUGACUUGGGAUGUUCUGGAAGAUGAAGUUGUCAUUGGAUUUGCAAUUUCCCAACAGAAGAAGGACGUGCGGAUGCUGCGCUUCAUCCAGGAGGUGAACACCACCACCCGCUCCUGUGCCCUCUGGGACCUAGAGGAGGACACUGAGUACAUUGUGCAUGUCCAGUCCAUCAGCAUCCAAGGCCAGAGCCCUGCCAGUGAGCCAGUCCUCUUCAAGACCCCCAGGGAAGCUGAGAAACUAGCCUCUAAAAAUAAAGAUGAGGUGACGAUGAAGGAGAUGGCGAAGAAAAACCAACAGCUGCGAGCGGGGGAAAUCCUCAUCAUUGUUGUGGUGUUGUUUAUGUGGGCAGGGGUGAUCGCCCUGUUUUGCAGACAGUACGAUAUCAUCAAAGACAACGAGCCAAAUAACAGCAAGGAGAAAGCCAAGAGCGCCUCGGAGAACAGCACUCCAGAGCACCAGAGCGGAGGGCUCCUCCGCAGCAAGUUUCCAAAAAACAAGCCCUCAGUGAAUAUCAUUGAAGCAUGACAGCCUGCCAUCUGACGGAUGGACUCCAUUCCUCACUCUCACUUUCUGCCUCUGAGCCUUGAUAACUAGGGAGGUGAAAUAUCAUCGGAGCAAUUUGGAAAGAGACCUAACGACCGUCACUUGCUGGCAUACACCUCCUCGUCUGUGUUCUGCAAAACAUCUGGCCAGAAAGAAAA